AAGUCCGCUUACUAUUUAUAGAAGACUGUGCAAAAGCCACAAGAAAAUGGCGGGACAUUUUUCAACAGCAAAUUUUCUUGUAUGUGUAUCAGUGGUUGUGACAAAGAAAACAGAUACAUCCAUCUCUACUAUUGAUUUUAGCGGCAUUAGUUACACUUUCCAAUGUGGAUUUGUAGAAUGCAAAGGAAUUUUGCAAUUUUGUACAGAGGAUGAAACCUGUGGAUAUUGCUCGAGAGAUUUAUGUCUCGGUAGAAAUCCACCCGACCAAUGCCAAAUUCAGUGUAAACUGUAUCAAAGACAAAGAGGUGUUACCAAUGCUUCUAACAUUUUACCAAGAAAGGAAGAAGACGAACAUAUUUGUAUAGAAUCGUCUCUUCUAAUGUUUGGAGGUGUAGCGAUCGCUGUUACGUUUGUUUUGCUGCUGAUCUUUCUUGUUUAUUCGAGAUUGAAUGGUAACAAUGCAACGAUUUUCAACACCAAGAAUCAAUUCAAUCUAUGUUGCAGAUGCAGUUUUCCCCCUGGUAACAAGUAUAGUACGACGUGCACUAACGACAGAGAAGGAGUGACGUCAGUUUUUGUACCAAGUGGGAAUUAGCCAAUCAAAAAUCACAGAAGAAGAUUUUGAUCUUUGUUUUCUGUCGUUAGUAGCUGAUACCAGAAUGUUAGCUAUAAAGCGAUGUAAGAACGCAAGACGACAUGCUUGGUCUAGAAUACCGCCUUCUGGGAUCUAAGCAAAGGAUAUCUACAAUUUAUUAGAACCACUUUUUAGAGAGGAUGGUUGUUUUUUAGUUCCUAAGGUCAAGGUCAAAUUAACCUUAAAAAUUCCUCUGCACGAGGAAUUUUCAAGGCACGUGUUUGACGGAGAAAGAAAUGAAUAAACAUUGAAUGAUCAAAUGUUGGGUCAUUUAUGUCAGUUCAAGGUUCAGACAAUGAGUCAAGAGUCAGAGUGAGUCCAGAAACGUUAUGAAGACGUCAUGAAGACUUAAAAGUUCAUUACAUGAAAUUUACAUCAUACUACAUAGACAUUCUUUAGCGUGUUUAUGUUCUAAUACUUUUUCCCAUGUCAAACGCGGGGAUAAAAAAUGUGGAAAUAUUGAUAAGAUUUUAGGCUAAUUUUUUAGUUAGAAUAAUCGUCAACUAAUUCUAUCAACUAAAAUCCUUGUAUCUAAGAUGCAAAGUCCCUAAUCGUCUGGUGAGCUAGUGUCUGUCAGCAUCUAAAAUAAAGAGGUUGAACAAUAAACAUCUAUUACUAUAUUUGUACCAAAUGUGUUUUGUUUUCUGGUGUUUUGUUUAUUUGUUGAAAAAUUAACUAAUCACUUUUGUAUCUUAACAUUUAAAAUUUUAAAGAAAAUGUAUUGCAGAUAUGACUCAUUUUACAUACGCUUUUACGCAGUGUAGA
Saccostrea echinata is the source of this 1399-nucleotide messenger RNA. RefSeq lists its product as uncharacterized. The transcript is spliced from 4 exons. The record is from RefSeq and is a predicted model, not a curated record. Lineage: Eukaryota; Metazoa; Mollusca; Bivalvia; Ostreida; Ostreidae. Bases 47 to 595 code for a protein of 182 amino acids.